AUGGGCCCUGUAGAAAAAAGCGGAUCCAAUGUCGCAAAUAAUGUUUCCAAAAUCCUCGCAGCUUCUGAAAUAAAUGCUGAAACGGGCGAUGAUGCCUCGAGAAUUCCGGAAGAGGUGAUGUCUAAUGUAGGCAAUAGACAAUCGCCUCCGCCUGGUCAGAAACCAGCGAACUCACUCAUCUACCACUCGCUACAUCCAGAGCAAAUAUUUUCCAAUUAUCAAGGAUUUUACUUGGUUCCAUCCUCGACAUUCGAUGCUGCAAGUCGAGAAGAUAUUCAGGAUUUAAUAGUGAAGAAUGGUAGUGUAGUUAUUUCUGGGGAUAACGACAACACCCCUCCACCUGACUCUCUAACAAGCGGCAUUACUGUCAUUGCUGACAAUAUCGAUUUUCCCGAAUAUGAGACGCUUUGUGACCAGCUGGUUUCCGUAAUUACUCCACAAUGGGUUCGUGAUUCAGUAGCGCAAGGAAAACCGCUUCCAUAUCGCCCAUACUCGCCGGAUCCUCAUCUGUUUUUCUCGGGCAUCAUGGUUUGUGCAGCUGGACUUUCACAGGGAGAUCGUGAAGCUAUCUAUGCCGGUGUCACAGCAUAUGGUGGGCUAUAUGAUAAUCGUCUCACGAAAUUCACAACUCAUAUUAUAACUACAAAUAUCAACGAAGAAAAGUGCCAAAGGGUAUUACAAAUGGAUCUACCUCACAAAUUAAAAAUAGUUUUGCCUCAUUGGAUAGACGAUUGCUUGAAACUGGGCAGAAGAGUUGAUGAAUCAUUGUAUUUAUUUCCCAACCCCUCUGUAUUAGCCGCUUCGGGGGACGAUGUUGACAGUCUACCAAAACCAUCUCCUUCUAGUGAUCCCUCAAUUGGACCAUUUUUCAAGUCUGACUUAACUGUGGCCAAGUCAUCUAACAUAUUUGCUGGGAAACGUUUUUAUAUCGCUGAAGAUUUUGGAUUAUCUGCAUCUAUUCUAACAAUGAUCCACGAAAUGAUUGCGAACUGCGAAGGUACAAUAGUUACAACGGUACAAGAGGCUAAUGUCUAUGUUGGAAAAUACAGAUAUGGGGAGGCUUAUAUCCAGGCGUCUCGCAGAUCUAGUUGUACAGUUGGAAAUUUAGAUUGGGUAUACUGGAUGGUAUCGCACCACAAAUGGAACUCUCCUCUAAGGAUGCUACUCCACUAUCCUCUAGGAAGAGAUGGCGUUCCAGGUAUGAAGAACUGCUUAAUUUCUUUAACCAAUUUCACAGGACCUGCUCGUCGAUUUAUAGAGAGGCUAAUUGUUGCAUCUGGGGCCAGUUACUCCAGCUCGUUAAAAAUGGAAUGUACACAUUUAAUCACCGCCAGACCGUCAGGGCGCAAGUAUGAAGCUGCUCGUGAGUGGAAUAUUCACGUUGUUAAUCACUUGUGGCUAGAAGAAUCUUACUCACUCUGGGAAAUGCAAUCGGUGGCAAUACUCAGAUAUAUUCACUUCCCUCCACUUCUGGAUCUAACCUCUUUGGUUGGUCAGACCCGAUUAAAAAUGAAACAUAUACGAAAGUUUUUUGCACCACAGCAUGAGCUUGAGCCCGUAAUGAGAACACCACGGGCCGCGAGUGAAAAGGCUAAGCAAGCAGUUCAUGAGUCAAUGGCAAAAGAGACUGAAUAUUUAGAGAAAUUAAAGUCGAAGAGGAAGCAUUUACCGCCCUUGGCAGAAGAGAUUGAGAGCCAGCCUAAGAAAAAGAGGGUGGUGGGGGCUGAUGAAAGCAAGGAGAGUGGAGGAGAGCACGAGAAAGGGAGUGACCAAAAUGAAAGCAAAAAUGGUGAUAAACAUUCACCAAACCAAACCAAGCAUACUAUUAACGACAUCGAGCAAGUAGCCCGAGAACAAAAUGUGGUUCCCACCUCUUCUCCAGCAACUCGUAAUAUCGCACCUGAUAGUCCUGUACAAGAACCAACAGUAGUACAAUCGAACGGUUCUAGAAAUGCUGAAGUUUCGACACCCCCAUCAAGAUUGAAUGUUAUUCUCACGUCUGUUGCGGACCAGGACCAACCCAGCACAGCCAAAACAGAAGAAGUAUCUAUUUUCCAAGUAACAGACCCUCUUAAAGCUGACUACAUCAUAUCGCCAAGAGUAGUACGAACAGAGAAGUUCCUAUCUGCAUUGGCCACUGCCAAGGCAGUUUUAAAACCCGACUAUCUUUCCGCCUGUAUAUCAACAAAAUCUCUUUUGUGGCCAAUUCCAACUAAAUAUAUCCUUGGUAAUAAGGAUCUGCAAGCAGCACUUGUGAGGUCUGCUAAAUUAAGAGAGAAGAACAAGGGCCUGUUUGAAGGAUAUUCUUUCAAUGUCACUCCGGAUAUCAAUGGUGGGGUAGAUACGUUCAACCGGGUCGUGAUGGCACAUGGGGCCUCCAGCUCUCGUGUCAUCAGCUCGUCCAAGAUUCGCAAUUUUAACCAGUCCGUGAACGACAGAGCCAUUUUGAUAACGGCGGAGAAAAAUGAGAAAAUAGCGAAGGGAUUCAAAGAAAUGGUAGGAAGCGACGUGAAGCCUUAUGUAUUUACCUCUGACUGGGUCUACCAGUCUAUCCUCAAUAUGUCGAUUGAUUUCAAGAAAAGUACCUAUGCAUUGUAG
This is a messenger RNA of Sugiyamaella lignohabitans, 2598 nucleotides long. RefSeq names its product Rtt107p (gene RTT107). Lineage: Eukaryota; Fungi; Ascomycota; Dipodascomycetes; Dipodascales; Trichomonascaceae. The transcript has a single exon. Bases 1 to 2598 code for a protein of 865 amino acids. The record is from RefSeq and is a predicted model, not a curated record. Gene Ontology annotation, biological process: double-strand break repair; DNA double-strand break attachment to nuclear envelope. Gene Ontology annotation, cellular component: Cul8-RING ubiquitin ligase complex; nucleus.